Messenger RNA from Orcinus orca (killer whale), 732 nucleotides. RefSeq lists its product as uncharacterized. Gene Ontology annotation, molecular function: actin monomer binding. The transcript has 2 exons. Gene Ontology annotation, cellular component: cytoplasm. The coding region runs from base 1 to 303 and encodes 100 amino acids. Gene Ontology annotation, biological process: regulation of cell migration; actin filament organization. The record is from RefSeq and is a predicted model, not a curated record. Lineage: Eukaryota; Metazoa; Chordata; Mammalia; Artiodactyla; Delphinidae.
AUGGGGAGAGGGAAUCGGAAAGCUUGGGUCUUCGAGGCGAGGAGACAGCUCUUAGGAAAGGACUACCCAGACACUGGUGUUCGGAGGAAAAGGAGCAGGGACUCGGCGGCGACCACUGCGCAGGUCGGACCUCGUUCGCUCGUAACUCGCUCCGCUUCCUCUGCAGCCAUGUCUGACAAACCCGAUAUGGCUGAGAUUGAGAAAUUCGAUAAGUCGAAACUGAAGAAAACAGAAACGAAAGAGAAAAAUCCACUGCCUUCACAAGAAACGAUUGAACAGGAGAAGCAAGCAGGCGAGUCGUAAUGAGGCGUGCGCCGCCAAUAUGCACUGUACAUUCCACGAGCAUUGCCUUCUUAUUUUACUUCUUUUAGCUGUUUAACUUUGUAAGAUGCAAAGAGGUUGGAUCAAGUUUAAAUGACUGUGCUGCCCUUUUUCACAUCAAAGAAUGGAGAACUACUGACAACGAAGGCCGCGCCUGCUUCCCAUCCGCCUGUCUGGCUGGCAGGGAAGGAAAAGAACUUGCAUGUUGGUGAAGGAGGCUGGGUGGGACGACAGUGAAAUCUAGAGUAAAGAGCAAGCUGGUCCAGGGUGUCCUGCGGGCUGUAAAAUGCAGUUUAAUCAGUGCCAUUUUUUUUUUGUUGUUGUUCAAAUGAUUUUAAUUAUUGGAAUGCACAAUUUUUUUAAUAUGCAAAUAAAAAGUUUUAAAACCUGAAAAAAAAAAAAAAAAGAUAA